UGUGGGUAGAGAAUGGUUUCAGUGUGUUUUAAAAUGGCCGAUGCAAACGAGAAGUUGUUGGCAGAACUACUAAAAAAGCCUGGAAAUAACGAGUGUGCUGAUUGUGGAGCUAAAAAUCCAGAAUGGGCAUCGUACAAUAUUGGAGUAUUUUUGUGUACGCGGUGUGCUGGUGUUCAUCGUUCCAUGGGUGCGCACAUAUCAAAAGUGAAGCACUUAAAAUUGGACAGGUGGGAGGACUCACAAGUGACAAGGGUCAGGGAAGUAGGCAAUAAUGCUGCAAAACUCUAUUAUGAAGAAAGAGUACCACCUUGUUAUCGCAGACCAAAUCAGGACGCACCACAGGUUCUUGUCGAGCAAUGGAUUCGAGCGAAAUACCAACGGGAAGAGUUUUGCCACCCUGAAAAACAGAACCAAUACGUUUCAGGAUUUAUGGAAGGUUUCUUGAUGAAACGUGGCAAAGAGGAUGCGCGUUAUCAUCCUCGGAAAUUUGUUCUCUCUGAAGCAGAUGAUACCUUGAAAUAUCACGUUAAAGAAAAUAAAGAUCCAAAGGCUGUAUUGAGGAUAUCGGAGUUGAAUGUAGCAUUUGCACCACCAAAAACCGGCCACCAAAACAGUCUCCAAAUAUCAUUUAUGAAAGAUGGUUCGACUAGGCAUAUCUACGUUUAUCACGAAGAACCAGAAGUAAUAACGAAUUGGUAUCUCGCAAUAAGAUGUGCUAAACUUCACAGACUUCAAGUGGCUUAUCCAGGUGCAUCGGAAAAUGAACUACUGUCACAAUUGACUCGAGAUUUUCCUAAGGAAGGAUUUUUGUGGAAAACUGGCCCGAGACAUUCAGAUGGUUAUAAAAAAAGAUGGUUUACGUUAGAUGGGAGAAAACUUAUGUAUCACGAUGAUGCUAUGGAUGCACAUCCAAAAGGGGAAAUUUUUAUUGGUCACAAUUCUGAAGGUUUCGCACUCAAAAUAGGAGUUCCACCAGGUGCUAAAGAUCAAGGCUUUUCUUUCACUCUAGAAACUCCAGACAGAAGUUUCCUAUUAUCAGCUCAGAGUGAGGAUGAUCGAACUCAAUGGAUGAACGUAAUACAAAAAGUCAUUGAUAAGCCUUUAACGCCUCAAGACGCAACCGUGGCGGCAAGAUUAGUCAGAAAACGCACAGCUAGUGGAACAAUGAACAUAUUCUCAACGAGAUAGGGCUGGAUAACUCUUAGGAGAUUAUCAUGAUUUUUCCACUAAAAGAAUGGAUCAUCUGAUAGGUGAAAAAGAAAUUUAGGUGAAUUGUAAAUUAACAUGGAGAUAUCAAUGACGUGAAACGUUAGGGGAUAAAAGUUAGUGAGUGUAAUCGCGCACAAACACCGUCGAGUGGUUAUAAUAUCGCACGCAGUUCAUUUUGUAUACGUGAAUUUUCUUCACGUAAAAAAAGAAAUGAAAUUAUUCAAGACUGGGAAUAACAUUUGACGAACGACUGACUCAGUUAUUUUUUUUAUCGGUUAUUUCUUCAUAGAUCUAUCGAUCAUACGUCGUUUGCCAAGAACUACUCUACUAUUAAAUAAUCAAAUUAUUUUUUCGGAAGAAAAAUUGCUUUGACACGAAUGAAUGAUAAUACUGAACCAAUUUAUAUACGCUGUUUUUAUUUAAAAAAACAUGCGAUAUUGGACAUCACUCUUAGGUUAGACUGAAUAAAUUAAAUUAAUCAAUCACAACGAUUGGAAUUGUGACUAAUGGAGCUCUCAAUAUGAUAUUGAACGUAUCAUUUGUUUUAAGUCUUGAAGCAAAGGAACUUAUUUUCAAAAGUGGUACACGUCCGCAUUGCAAACACAAUUGUCUUUCACACUUCGGUAGAGAGUCGAUCCUUGUAUGACCACUAUUUGAGUCCUUAAACCGUUUUUUACAAACUAAGAAGUUGAAUGGUUUCAUCAUAAAAAAUGAUGAAAAAAAUUUGAUAAUUUUGGGAGAAAACCGAUUCAAGAAUAAAUGAAACACAUGAAGAUUAAUUUUUAAAAUAGCACAGUUGAAUUUCCAAAUAGGAAGAAUUUACUUAUUUAAAAGUUGAAAAAAUAAAAGAACCAAUCGAGCUUUAUCGACUGAUAACAAUUGCUAUGAGUCUACGCAUGAGGCCCUAUUGUGAAAUGCAAAGAGAUAAUUGAAAAAUGGAGGGAUUGCCAUCAUUUCAGUUUGGAUAAUGUGUAAACAUAGGAUCAACUGUCCCGUCUCCACAUUAAAUUACAUUUUUAAGAAAGUAUAUGUAUAUUUUUGAAUCCACAGAAAGUCAUAAAGAUUUUAACUGCUUAACGAAAAUACGAUGAAAUGAAAAAGAAAAAAAUUAUGAAUGAUUGGUGAAUUAAUUUUUUUACAUCUUGACAAAACAUAUGACAAUUGAGCAUGAGUCAACUAAUUUUAAAAUAAUUAUCAGUUAUUAAAAAAAUCAUCUUUUGAGAACUUUUCCAUGAAAUUUUCUUGUUUAUUUAGAACGACUUGAUCCUCACAAACAGUAUUUAAAACGUAGGUGAUGUACCACGUAUACCAAAUAUCAAUCAUCACAUGGAUUUGAUGAAAUUAAUGAAUGCAUAAGAAUCCAAAAAUGGAAUAAAACAAGUGAAUGUCAUUAUUAAUAAAGAAAACUGUUUUGUCAUUAAAAGAAGAAUGUGAUUUUAUUUCUUUGCAUUGCAUGAUUUUUCGUUAUCUCUGUAUUGGAAGCAAGCAUCUUAAUUUC
Molecule: messenger RNA, 2707 nt
Organism: Diachasma alloeum
Lineage: Eukaryota; Metazoa; Arthropoda; Insecta; Hymenoptera; Braconidae
Product: arf-GAP with dual PH domain-containing protein 1
Exons: 5
Coding region: 13-1188 (391 amino acids)
Biological process (GO): positive regulation of GTPase activity
Cellular component (GO): plasma membrane; intracellular membrane-bounded organelle
Molecular function (GO): GTPase activator activity; phosphatidylinositol bisphosphate binding
Source: RefSeq, a predicted model, not a curated record